AAGAGAUGCUGGACAAGAUGGAUAGAAAACGAGGGGAAAGGCCCAGGCCGUAGCUAUUUUGACUAUAUCAUGUUACGACAUAUUACUUGUCAUGACUGAGACGUCAGUUUGUUUCACCGAUUGUGCGUAAUGAGAAAAGCAGAUGCGAUUCAGCCGUUUGCAAUGAACUUGAAUUUCCAUUCCUCCACAGAAAAGGGGAGGACAUGGCUCAAUACACAAAUUCCCGAAUGCCUUAGAACAUCGUUCAUUUUCGCAUCUUCUCAGUAGGGCAUCGGUAGAACAGUUUGUCAGUGCACAGCGCAUUAUGUCCGUUCAGUACUGCAUUGAUGUGAGGGAAACGCUGGAGGACUCGAGUCAUAGCGCGCGGAGAACAGACCGCACCGUCGUCUGAUGCUUCACUUCAGACUCCUGUUUUAGCACCAGAGGCUCGGUCCUGGGAUUACUGCUGGAGUACGAAACAAUCUGUAGAAACAGUCUGAUGGACAAUUACUCAACGCUUCAGUUGCAGUGUCUGGAGAUGACUACCAAGAGGAAGAUCAUCGGCCGCCUGGUGCCCUGUCGAUGCUUCCGGGGGGAGGAGGAGGUCAUCUCAGUGCUGGAUUACUCCCACUGUAGCCUGCAGCAAGUCCCUAAGGAGAUCUUCAGCUUCGAGCGCACACUAGAAGAGCUUUACCUGGAUGCCAACCAGAUUGAGGAGCUGCCUAAGCAACUCUUCAACUGUCAAGCACUCAAGAAGCUGAGUAUGCCUGACAAUGACCUCUCCAACCUGCCAACCACCAUCGCCAGCCUUGUAAACCUGAAAGAGUUAGAUAUUAGUAAAAAUGGGAUUCAAGAGUUUCCAGACAACAUCAAAUGUUGUAAAUGUCUAUCAGUUGUGGAGGCCAGUGUAAAUCCUAUAGCCAAACUCCCAGACGGCUUCACCCAGCUCCUCAACUUGACACAGCUCUUCUUAAAUGACGCCUUCCUUGAAUACCUACCUGCCAAUUUUGGGAGAUUGUCCAAAUUACGGAUCCUGGAGCUUCGUGAAAAUCACCUAAAAACUAUGCCAAAGUCAAUUCACAGGCUGUCACAGCUGGAACGGUUAGACUUGGGAAGCAAUGAAUUCUCUGAACUGCCAGAAGUGCUGGAGCAGAUCCAUAGUUUAAAAGAGCUGUGGCUGGACAACAAUUCAUUACAAACCAUACCAGGGUCUGUUGGUAAAUUGAGGCAGCUGCGAUAUCUAGACUUGGCCAAGAACAGGAUUGAAAGUCUAGAUGCAGAUAUCUCUGGCUGUGAGUCUUUAGAGGACCUGCUCCUCUCCUCCAACAUGCUACAACAGUUGCCUGAUUCAAUAGGAAAGUUGAAAAAGAUGACGACAUUGAAAGUUGAUGACAACCAGCUCACCUCACUGCCUAACACCAUUGGAAGUGCACGUGGCAAAAUCGGUUUAUCACUUUUAGAGGAGUUUGACUGUAGCUGUAAUGAAUUGGAAUCGCUGCCUUCCACCAUUGGCUACCUGCACAAUCUUCGGACAUUUGCGGCCGAUGAGAACUUCUUGGCUGAGCUGCCCAGGGAGAUUGGAAACUGCAGAAAUGUCACGGUCAUGUCCUUGCGCUCCAAUAAACUGGAGUUUCUGCCUGAUGAAAUUGGACAGAUGACAAAGCUACGUGUUCUUAAUCUGAGUGACAAUAGGUUAAAAAAUCUUCCCUUCACUUUCACUAAAUUGAAAGAUCUUGCUGCACUCUGGUUAUCUGACAAUCAGUCCAAGGCCCUGAUCCCCCUGCAAACCGAGGCUCAUCCUGAGACAAAACAGAGAGUUCUUACCAACUACAUGUUUCCUCAGCAGCCCAGACAUGACGAGGAUUACCAAUCUGACACCGACAGCUUUAAUCCCACCCUCUGGGAGGAGCAGAGACAGCAGAGGAUGACUGUGGCAUUUGAGUUUGAGGAUAAGAAGGAGGAGGAAGACAACUCAGGAAAAGUGAAGGUUGAGAUUAAUCUGAAGCGGUAUCCUACCCCUUACCCAGAGGACCUGAAGAACAUGGUGAAGUCAGUGCAGAACCUGGUGGGUAAAUCCACUCAUCCCCUCAACACUGAAAAAUGUUCCUCUGGGACCAAUAUGGAGCUACACAGCCAAGACAAGUAUGAGGCCAAGUGGCCCAUUGCUUCAAAGGAGGUCACAGAGCGAGAGGUUAAAGACUUCUCUAAACCACCAAUGUCUGAACAAGGUGCCAUCCUCAACUCAGCCAUUGACAUCCCAAAACGCAAAGACAAAGAGGAUCUGACUGAGAGUUCGGAAAUUUCUUUACAUCGCGUCGUUCCCAAGCCGCAACAGCCAGAGAAUACGAGCCUGGCCGUAACUACUUCUUCCUGUUUCUGCCUCAUAGAUUCCAUGGGAGGCUCCCCUAAUGAUAUCCGCAUUUCUGACAUGAGGCCAACUUUGGUAGAGCCCCCUAUGUACAAGCCAAAGGUUGUGUUGCUGGGCAAGGAAAAAAAAGAAUCCACUGAUGAGUCUGAGCCAGAGAAAAUGCAUUGUAUGAACAACAGUGGAUCAUCUGCCACUUAUUCCGACUACUCACCUUCCCAGGGAUCAUCUGGUUCCUCAAACCCACCAGGAAAUGUCAGUAACCUGCAAACCUCUGGGAAAGAGGGCCCACCACAGAUGCACUGGACCAACAGGCUGGCUCAGUCUUUUCCAAAGCCCAUUGAAACCAAGCCACUUCUGAGCCAGAGGGAAACACCACCUUCCAGCACGCUACAGCAGCGAGGUGAGAGGCGACCACUCAGCGAUACCUUUGACAGCUGGAACGAUGCCCCCCACUACGAUAACACAGGUUUUGUCGCAGAGGAGACACCUCUUGACACACCAAGCAGCAGUGCUGGCAACCCCAUGCUGGGCUCCAAGCCCCGAAGCGCCUCAACAGCACACGGGCGACGGCCUCUCAUGAGACAAGAGCGCAUCGUGGGAGUUCCCUUAGAGCUUGACCAAACACAACACACUUUCCACACAGUUCGCACCACCCCUGAAACUGAAGUGCCUCCUUCCUCUAACCCCUGGCAGAACUGGACGAGGACUCCCAGUCCCUUUGAGGACAGGACAGCUUUCCCUUCCAAGUUGGAAAUUACUCCAGCAAACAGUCCCAACCCUGACCGCAAGGACUUCGAACAGGAGAUAGGAGAACUGCCUGGCACUUUCCCCUCAACAGGAGCCUGGGGGUUUCUUGACUCUACGGCCUCAGGGAUGGGACGAGGUCAUCCCAACCUUUUUUCACAUGUUCAGGGUGGACCAAACAAAGGUGAACCAAGCAAAGGGAGCACUAUGGUUGUUAGCAAGAGUUCUGAGAGACUUUCGCCAAUGAUGAAGGAGGUCAAAGCAAAAUUUAGGAAAUCACAGAGCAUAGAUGAAAUUGAUACUGGGUCCUACAAGGUUUAUAGCAUCCCCUUGGACUGCUACAGUUCUAGCAUAGAAAAUCAAGGAAGUGUUGAUAGAGCAGACCUCCCUAUACCUAUGGAACAAAGCAUGUCCCGGAGCCAAUCAGCUCCCAUGCUGGACGAUGAUCUGGAUUGCUAUGGUUCGAAUAAAAGCUCUCAGCAGCAGAAGCCUGCCAUCCCAAAGAAAGUUUACCAUUUCGAUCAUAGCUUCAACCCACAAGGAGCCAUGGAUGUUAUGAAAGCAGAGAGGAGGGUUCCUCCGCCAUUCCCCAACACCCCUGAAUAUGUCAACCAACCUGGAAAGACAUUACCAAAGGAGCUUGUAAGCCCAAGAGGCUACCGGGGCUAUCCACCGAUGGAACAGAUGUUUUCAUUUUCUCAGUCCAUGGUCACUGAUGAUGCUCUGAAUCCACAGCUAUCUGCCCAACCCCAGCGGUCCAGGCCAGGCUUCCUGCGGCGAGCUGAUUCUCUGGUAAGUUCAACAGAGAUGGCGUUAUUCCGCAGAGUAGCUGAGAACCAGGAGCUCCAGCUGGCAGAGCACUACAACAGGCCGCAACAGAUCAAGAGCAUGCUGGAACAACAGAACAGCCUGUCAACCAUUGCUGACACACAGUUCCACAAGAGAAAUGGUAGGUAUGAAGAAGAUUACUCAUCUUAUCAAGAGCCCAAAAAGACUAUCAUGGGUUACCCUACCAAGAGUCUGACGCAGCGGCGCCCCCUGUCUGCACGAAGCUACAGCACAGAGACAUAUGGGUCAUCUCAGGCAAGACCAGUCUCUGCCCGGCCCACCAUGGCUGCACUGCUGGAGAAAAUGCCUUCAGAUUACAAUCUUAGUACAUGCACUGAAAAGAGCCCUGAAGCUGACAUGAAGCUGAGACCAGUUCCUCAAAAACAAGAGGACCCAAGCUCCAAAAUGCCAGUAGAUUGGAGACAACAACUGCUUAGACACAUAGAAGCAAAGAGGCUAGACCGGAGCACUGUCCUUAAGCACAACACAGUAAACUUCGGCAUGCUGUACUCUGGAGGCUAUGCUGCACCGCAUGCCAGCAGAAGCAUGACAAUAAACUUUUACAAUAACACAAAGCAUGAAAACCAAACAACUCAGUGGCUACCUCUACCAAAUACACCUACACAACAGAGCAAUAUUUUAGAUAAUGGACAAGAGGUGGUUUCCCCAACUAGCCAGUGGGCCCCGUAUUCACUGGGUCGAAGAGAUGUGCCACCAGAGAACAUGAACAUCAUGAAAAAGCCUGGCGUUCACAAUCACAAUCCCCAUCAACAACAGACUAUGAUGAUGACCUCAGCCAACCCACCCCACCGGACGGCCCGUGACCAGCAGUAUGAGGGGGCCAUCAACAAGGUAUCUAUUCAGCAGUACCAGUCACCUCUGCCUAUGCCCAUUACCACCACCAGCCCCCGGCCACAGAGUGCCCGCUGCUUUAUCCAGACUAAAGGCCAGAAGAGUAUGGAUGGCUUCCCAGAGCAGCUCUGUGUGAGAAUUGAGAAGAACCCUGGUCUUGGUUUCAGCAUCACAGGGGGAAUCAGUGGACAGGGGAACCCCUUCAAGCCCUCGGACAUGGGUAUCUUUGUUACUAGGGUACAGCCUGAUGGACCUGCCGCCAACGUCCUCCAACCAGGGGACAAAAUUCUGAAGGCCAAUGGACAUAGUUUCUUACACAUGGAGCAUGAAACUGCAGUGUCUCUUCUGAAGAAUUUCCCCAAAACUGUGGACUUGGUAAUCUUAAGGGAGAGCACAAUAUAAAUAUUUUUAUAGCUUAAAGACUUCUCACCCGGAUGAAAUACAGGAACUUGUAAAUCAUCUUUUUAUCUAGGAACAAUUUUGCCAAUUGCUGGACCAAUGGCAAAUUCCAGUGCCAAAUGUAUAGAGGACAUAUCUAAUAACGUUACAUAUGGCUUAUACAUUAUACACAAACAUACCAUUGGUUCAAAUCUUUCAUUGAUGUUGUUGAUAUUCUUCUUUAUUUCAGCCUGUGGCUGUAAGUGGGUGCGUUUUUUUCCUGCUUAUUUAUAUGGCAUACUAUUUUGUACCUAUAUUUUUUUUUCCUAGCAGCUUUUCAGUUUAAUCUUGGAGCAUGAAAGCACAUCUGCUUUUAAAGACAUUUACCCACCAUAACACUGCCUCAACUUUGUAAAUGCCUUGUGUAAAUAUAUACAUUUACAACUACAAUGCGAUUAGAGCGUACAAUGUGAACGAAAGAAACUGAUGAUUUUUCUAAUGUUAACCUAGUUUUUAUAACAUUUAGAAGAGCUUUUAUCCUUCUCAUGAAAAUGGCAAUUUAUGAGAAACAAAACAAAUCUCCUCUUUUAAUCUUGAUUAAUGAUAAGUUUCUAUAUUCUGUAUUUGCACAAAUCAAAUCAGAAAAAAAAAAAAAACUCCCCAAAGCAAUAUUGAUUCCUUUUUGUGGGCUUUCCUGCAGCACCCUAUAUUGGUUAAUGCAUAUAUAGUAUUCAUGAAUUUGUCCUAGCUCAGAUCAAGGUUGGUAUUAUUCAUAUGCUAGGUAAUGUGAAAUGUACAUUUCCAUGUUAUUUGAAUUCCCACAUACCUUAGACUGCUACCAGAAAAGGCAUUCUGACAUAUGGCAGUUUAAUGGCAACCCAGAUAACUACACAAAGUUACAAAGUUAAAAUGACUUAUUUAAAUCCAGUUGCCUACAUCUUUGUUGUCGUUAUGCUGCUUUAAGGUUUUUCAAUCAUUUUUUUUAUUAUGGAAUAAAGGGAAAUCCUGUCACAAUCAAGCUGACUAGAUAAGAUACACAUUUAAGGCUUUACUAAUUAGAGCAUGCUUUCACUUUUAAACGUGUUUUAUUAGGAUGCUUAUUAUAGGGGUCUCUGUGUUUUGGACAAAACAAUUUUACAUAUUCAUUCCUUUAACUUUCUUAAGGCAUUUUUAUUAUUAUUUUCUUUAAUUAGUCAUCAACAUGAUGAUCAGUACCAUAAUAUCCCUAAACAAAACCUGGGCAUGUGUAAAACGUUGCUAAAAAUUUAGCAUUUAGAUGAAGUUUGAAAUGAAAUGCGCUCUCAUAGACCCAAACACAACAGCCACAAUAUUUAGCUUCAGAGAAAGAGGAUGUUGAUCAUUAAAGAUUAUUAUGGGUGAUGCAAUUAAUUGUUCAAGUACUAUUGUGAAAGAACAUUUGAUAAUGAUUAUUUUUACUAAAUGUUUUCAGAUAAUGGUUUCUAUUAUAUUGAUAAAAUUAGCUAUGCUCAAAUUGUUAAAUUUUAUAAAGAAUACAAAAACAAUUUAUGGACAGAGAGCUAAGAUUGUGAGGGAAAGAAACACAGGAAAUCAAUAUGUACAAUUCUUUCUCAAGUAAUUGUGAAUUUGUGUUAUAAACAUAAAUGUAUAUGAAUAUACAAAUGGUCAUUUUUGUAUGUGUUUAAAGACCUAUUGAAUCUAAAGGUAAUAUAUGGUACUAUUCAGUCUAAUUGCAGUAUUGAUGUAAAUAAAUAUGAAUGGAGACAUUUAAAUAAUUUAUUCCAAUAGAUUGUGAAUGUACUUAAAGCUUUCUGCAGUAUUAAGACUUACUGAACUUGAAUGCUGUUUCAUUUUUGUGCAAAAAGUAAUUAUAUCUAGAAUAAAUUAUUCAAUUUAGUUAAAAAGGAUUAGUGACAAUUUAUCAUAAUUUAUUUGCACAUGCAAGUUUACUCCUUCCAUUUUUUUUUCAGUAUUACCGCAAAUAUGUAAUUGAUGACAUAUAUUAUGUGUCUAGAAUGCAUUUUGCAGAUGCUAUAUGUACAUAUUUAAAAUAAAUUUUAGUUAGAAAAAUUUAAAAUUACUAAAUCAUGUAUAAAAAGGAGAAGAAAGUCCAAUGCUGUUCAGCAAAUAUUGGAGCCAUUUUCGGCUUUGAAAUACAGAAUUUUUCAGUAUUCAAGAAGUGUUUUGA
Molecule: messenger RNA, 7316 nt
Organism: Myxocyprinus asiaticus (Chinese sucker)
Lineage: Eukaryota; Metazoa; Chordata; Actinopteri; Cypriniformes; Catostomidae
Product: leucine-rich repeat-containing protein 7-like
Exons: 28
Coding region: 479-5173 (1564 amino acids)
Biological process (GO): neurotransmitter receptor transport postsynaptic membrane to endosome; neurotransmitter receptor transport, endosome to postsynaptic membrane
Cellular component (GO): postsynaptic density; adherens junction; postsynaptic membrane
Molecular function (GO): protein binding
Source: RefSeq, a predicted model, not a curated record